AUGGCUAUUCCGGAUUCGCUAACAGAAGAAGAAUUAGUGCGAGUUACAGCGCUCCUACGCACGUGCUUCCUCGAUAUAGAUGACUUUGAUGCAAAUGUCUCCUACGAUUUUGUUGUGCAGGCGGACAACAAAAGUUUCUGGUCUAAGAUUGUACGCGUGCAUCUGGACUGGAAAAAUGAAGAAUUGGGGCAGAAUCAUCCAAAGUCAAUUUUUAUGAAAUAUGAAGUGUCGUGGUAUCAAUGUUAUGGAGAUGACACAAUUCCACAUUUUCCAAUGCCAAAAUUUUACGGAGCCGAAGAAUUCAGUGGGCCAGGAACAGGUAUACUCGCUUUGGAGGAUCUUAGCGACCGUGUGAAAACGAUGGCAUUUUUCCCUGGCCUUUCUCUAACACAGUUGGAACGAGUAAUGGAUGCUCUGGCUGGAUUCCAUUAUCACUUCAUUUCCAAAAAAGACCAGACCUGGGUAUCUCAGUUUGAUCGAACUUCUGAAGUGGACCAAGAGUUCCAGGACUUUCAGUUUCACUCAUGUCAAAUGUUUGAGAAGAUUCGGCCUGAUCUGUUCAAAACGAAAAUCACAGCCUUAAAAGAGAGCUUUAGAGUUGAAGCGGCCAUCAGUGCGCAUUAUUCAUUUGAAGAACUAGGUGUUCCCCCAGUUCCCGUACACUAUGAUUUGAAUCCCACAAACUUACUGUGGGACAAAGAAAUGAAAAAGGUGAGUUUAGGGUUAUUACUUGGUUUUGACUUAGAAAGUAAUUCCGCGAAUUGCAAUUUCUGGUAA
Strongylus vulgaris is the source of this 777-nucleotide messenger RNA. Lineage: Eukaryota; Metazoa; Nematoda; Chromadorea; Rhabditida; Strongylidae. The record is from the annotation of a GenBank genome assembly.